CACAUUACUUCUUGCUGAUUUCUUUUCUUUGAAAUGCUUUGCCUCUGCCUUUGCUUUCGUCCUUUUCUGCCUUUUUCUUUGCACUGUAUUAAUCAAGGGUUUAAUUAAUGCGCCGCCUCUGCUUAUUCUUUCAGAUCAGUUUCUAAUUUUACAUCCUAAUGAAAACCCCCUUUUCCUCUCUUAUUUAACUCUCUUUUGUUUUUGGACUGGAUGAAUUUUGAGCCUCCAUAGCAAAUCUAGUUCUUUAUACUGUUAAUGAUCGAGGAUCGCAAGCUGAACCUUUAAUUAUGGUUAUGCAGUAUGUGGGAGUGUGAUUAUUAAGAAGAAGCUCCCUUGAUUAAUAAUGGCUGGUUUUAUAAUGCUUUUCCCCAAGAUGGUAAAGGCAGUAGUUUCCUUCAACGUGAAUAUCUUCUGGAAAGCAGUACUUUGGACUGUUGCUAUUGCAUCUCUUCCUGUACGAGUGUUGACUGCCUUGCAGAGGGAAAGGAUGCUGGAACAGCAUCUACAUGAGAUUCAGUUUGAGUUGGAGACUCUUGUUUGGGACAGGAAGGAGCUUGAGGACCAUCUCCAAGCAGCUGUUAGAGAAAGCAGAAUUAUGGAGUCAAUGUUAAUUGAACUUGAAGGGGAACAUGACAAGGCUAUUGCCAGGAUUGAACUAUUAGAGGGUGAGUUGCAGGAUUUAAAGGAUGAAAACCUUCGGCUGAAAGAAGUUCAAGGUAAAGCGGCAAGCAGUUAUAGAGGUCAUGAUGCGACAAAUAAAGACAAAAGUCUGAAUACCGUUGAUGAUAAUCAUGUCGUUCCCUACAGUAUUGCAUCAUGGGUUUCCAAUUAUAAGGGGAGUGGCAUCUCCUUCCAGGAGCUGAUGGUGAACAGAGAAGUAUGGGAAGGUAAGAGCAAGAGUACUACUGAAAUGAUCAAUUUCUUAAAAGCAGGCCCUGCACCAAGCGGAUCCGUGGAAGUAUUUUCACCCGGUGUUCAAAAUUUGGAAGUUGACACUGUUAUCGAACAACGAAAAGAGGUUGCACUUUCACAGACACUUUUUAGUGCAAUAUUAUCACUCUUGGUUGGAAUGAUUGUCUGGGAAGCUGAAGAUCCUUGCAUGCCUCUUGUGGUGGCUCUCUUUACUGUUGUUGGCAUGUCACUUCAAAGUGUGGUUCAGUUUUUCUUCAGUAUAAAGAACAAACCUGCUUCUGAUGCAGUUGCCCUAUUGAGUUUCAAUUGGUUCAUAGUUGGGACACUCAGUUAUCCAGCACUGCCAAAGGUUACCCGUAUGCUGGCACCACUGACCUUGAGCCUCGUGGACAGAAUAGCAAGCUGGCUUGGUAUCUCAUUCAACUAGCUUUUAUAUCCCAUGGAGUACCCAUUGAGAUGCAUAUAUGUGUGUUUUCCAUAGAUUGUAAGGUAAAGGUUUUUAUCAUAUUUUCUUUCUUGUUUCUGUUUUUUGUUCCGGAUUUGACCUCAACAUUUCGACAAGUUUGUAUUACCAUGUAAACUUGUAUGAAUAUGUCAUGGUGGACAGGGCAGAGUUGUAUAAGGAAAA
Molecule: messenger RNA, 1540 nt
Organism: Gossypium arboreum
Lineage: Eukaryota; Viridiplantae; Streptophyta; Magnoliopsida; Malvales; Malvaceae
Exons: 5
Coding region: 344-1339 (331 amino acids)
Source: RefSeq, a predicted model, not a curated record